Penicillium angulare is the source of this 405-nucleotide messenger RNA. RefSeq lists its product as uncharacterized. The record is from RefSeq and is a predicted model, not a curated record. Lineage: Eukaryota; Fungi; Ascomycota; Eurotiomycetes; Eurotiales; Aspergillaceae. Bases 1 to 405 code for a protein of 134 amino acids. The transcript has 2 exons.
AUGACAGUAUCCGACGAUGCUAAGCCCUCGAGCUUUGCGAAAUCUUUCAAUGGACCUCCUCUGCGACCAGUGCCCCCACUUCCAAAAAAUGUUCAACGGCAACUUUAUCGAAAACAAAGAAGCGCAGUGACUUUGGAGGAGAUCGAUGGAGUUGUGUCCCCUCGAAGUUUCGAGGCCUUUUUAGAAUGGUUGUACCGUGGCAGAGUGUCUAGUGAUCCUCCAGAAGACGCGGGAGACAAAAUUACAAGGGUGUUGGAAUUCUGCAGAAUCGUCGAUAUGUUUGAUGUUCAUGGCAUGGAAGAAGACAUCUCAGUCAGUUUAAGACCGCGGUUGGGCCAAAAAACCGGUCUGAUAUUUUUAUCCCGAAAUACGUCCAGCCAGCCAGCUUCUUACCCUCGGGGCUAA